GGGGUUAGGAUUCUUGCGUAUCGUUGUUUCCUCCCGGUUAGAUCUGAAGUCCGCUCGUUACUGUCGUGGGAAUGAGCAGCUUGAGGUUGGAGGAUUUUGAAUUCUAUCGGAGUUUGGUAACAUGAUUUGUUGUUGAAUAGGGAAAGAGGGAGAGGGUGGUAGAGAGUGUUGUUUCUAUCUUUUUGUGUUUUUUUAUGGUUUGUUGUUAGCGAUGAAGAGGUCCAGAGAUGAUGUUUUCAUGAGUUCUUCUCAACUCAAACGGCCGCCCAUCGCGUCUUCCCGAGGAGAAGCAUCGGGGCAACCCCAGAUGAUGAAUGGAGGUGCUCAGAAACUGACUACUAAUGAUGCCUUAUCAUAUCUUAAGGCAGUGAAGGAUAUAUUUCAAGACAAGAGGGAUAAGUAUGAUGACUUUUUGGAGGUCAUGAAAGAUUUCAAGGCCCAAAGAAUUGAUACUGCAGGUGUCAUAGCAAGAGUGAAGGACCUUUUUAAGGGGCAUAGAGAUCUAAUAUUGGGAUUUAACACCUUCUUGCCAAAGGGAUAUGAAAUCACACUUCCACUGGAGGAUGAACAACCUCCCCAAAAGAAACCUGUUGAAUUUGAAGAAGCUAUAAAUUUUGUGAACAAGAUAAAGACUCGGUUUCAAGGUGAUGAUCAUGUUUAUAAGUCGUUUCUAGACAUAUUGAAUAUGUACAGGAAGGAAAACAAGUCUAUCACUGAGGUUUACCAGGAGGUCGCUGCACUUUUCCAAGACAACCCUGAUCUUCUGGAUGAGUUCACUCAUUUUCUUCCAGACACUUCCGCAGCACCCUCUACUUAUUAUGCUUCUGCUCGGAAUUCUAUGCUUCGUGAUAGGAGCUCUGUAAUGCCAACAAUGAGGCAAAUGCAUGUUGAGAAGAGAGAAAGGACCAUGGCUUCACAUGGUGAACGUGAUCUCAGUGUUGACCGCCCUGACCCAGAUCAUGACAGAGGUUUGUUGAGGACGGAAAAGGAGAAGAGGAGACGUGUGGAGAAGGAAAAGGACCGUCGAGAAGAUAGAGACAGGAGAGAAAGGGAGGAUAGAGAUUAUGAGCAUGACGUGGGUCGAGAAAGGGAGCGGUUCUCCCACAAACGGAAAUCUGAUCGUAAGGCUGAAGACUCUGGAGCUGAACCAUUGCUUGAUGCAGAUGAAAAUUUUGGUAUACGCCCUAUGUCAUCCACUUGUGAUGAUAAAAUUUCUCUGAAAAGUAUGUAUAGCCAAGAGCUUGCUUUCUGUGAAAAAGUCAAAGAGAAAUUACGAAAUCCUGAUGACUAUCAGGAAUUUUUGAAGUGUAUACAUAUUUACAGCAAUGAAAUAAUUACCCGACAAGAAUUGCAGUCAUUGGUUGGAGAUUUACUGGGAAAAUAUCCAGAUCUUAUGGAGGGGUUUAAUGAAUUUUUGGUACAAUCUGAAAAGAAGGAUGGUGGAUUCCUUGCUGGUGUCAUGAAUAAAAAGUCUUUAUGGAGUGAAGGACAUGGACUGAAAGCAAUGAAGGUUGAAGACCGAGAUAGAGACCGUUAUAGGGAUGAUGGGAUGAAAGAGAGGGAUCGGGAAUGCCGAGAAAGGGAUAAAUCUACUGUGAUUGCCAACAAGGAUGUUUCGGGUCCUAAGAUGUCUCUAUAUCUUAGCAAGGAUAAGUAUUGCUCAAAACCUAUAAAUGAGCUGGACCUUUCUAACUGUGACCAAUGCACUCCCAGUUACCGUCUCCUACCAAAAAAUUACCUAAUACCUUUGGCUAGCCAGAAAACAGAACUUGGUGCAGAAGUGUUGAAUGAUCACUGGGUGUCUGUCACUUCAGGAAGUGAGGAUUAUUCCUUUAAACAUAUGCGUAAAAAUCAAUAUGAAGAGAGCUUGUUUAGAUGUGAAGAUGACAGGUUUGAACUUGACAUGUUGUUAGAGUCUGUAAAUGUAACAACCAAACGAGUGGAAGAGCUGUUAGAAAAGAUCAAUAAUAAUACAAUUAAAGGAGACAGCCCAAUUCGUAUUGAGGAGCACUUAACAGCUCUAAAUCUUAGGUGUAUUGAACGAUUAUAUGGUGACCAUGGGCUUGAUGUGAUGGAGGUGUUAAGGAAGAAUGCACCUCUAGCUUUGCCAGUGAUAUUAACACGCUUGAAGCAGAAACAGGAUGAGUGGGCGAGGUGUCGUGCUGAUUUUAGUAAAGUUUGGGCUGAAAUAUAUGCUAAGAACUAUCACAAAUCUCUUGAUCAUCGUAGUUUCUACUUUAAGCAACAGGAUUCAAAAACCUUGAGCGCCAAAGCCUUACUGGCAGAAAUCAAAGAAAUUAGUGAGAAGAAACGCAAAGAAGAUGACGUCCAACUUGUGAUUGCUGCUGGAAAUAGACGGUCUAUUCUUCCAAACUUGGAGUUUAAGUAUCCUGAUCCAGAUAUUCAUGAAGACUUGUAUCAUCUCAUAAAAUAUUCCUGUGGAGAAGUUUGCACAACUGAACAGUUGGAUAAAGUUAUGAAGAUUUGGACAACAUUUUUAGAACCCAUGCUUUGUGUUCCUUCUCGGCCCCAGGCUACCGAGGAUACUGAAGAUGUUGUCAAGGCUAAAAAUAAUUAUGUCAAAAGUUGCACUGCAAGUGUUGUGGAAAGUGAUGGUAGUCCUGGUGUUGGUGCUACCAUAAUGAAUCCGAAGCAUAUAAAUACUUCUAGAAAUGGGGAUGAGCGUAUGCCAGUAGAUCAAUCAACUUCUAGCAAAGCAUGGCAAUCAAAUGGUGAUAGUGGGGUUAGAGAAGACAAGUGUCUUGAUUCAGACCGUACUGUGUGUAAAACUGAAACAUCAGGCUGUAAUACAUUACACGGUAAUAUGAAUAUUAUUGCAUUCACACCUGAUGAACUAUCACGAGUCAAUAAGCAAGAUCACUCCAGUAAACGGUUAGUGAAUGCUAAUGUCUCACCAGCAUCUCAAACGGAGCAAAGUAAUGGAAGAACAAACACAGAUAAUGCAUCAGGACUUACUGCUGCUCCAUCCAGACCUGAUAUGGUUUCUGUCGAGGGAGGACUUGAUUUACCUUCAUCUGAGGUAGGUGGGCCUGGUGGCAAUUGUGUUAUACCUGGUACAUCCACAAUUGGGGCUAUCACUGGUGGCAUCGAAGUUCACAAAUACCAAGAGGAAUCGGUUCGGCACUUCAAAAGUGAAAGAGAAGAGGGUGAGUUAUCUCCAACUGGAGACUUUGAAGAGGAUAACUUUGCAGUUUAUGGAGAUACUGGUUUGGGCGCAGUUCAUGAAGGAAAGGAUGGUGGUGUGAAUCGGCAAUACCAAAAUAGACAUGGAGAAGAAGUUUGUGGUGAAGCCAGAGGAGAAAAUGACGUUGAUGCUGAUGAUGAAGGUGAAGAAAGUCCUCACAGGUCAUCAGAGGACAGUGAAAAUGCUUCUGAGAAUGUUGAUGUUUCUGGAAGUGAGUCUGCUGAUGGUGAUGAGUGUUCUCGAGAAGAGCAUGAGGAUGGGGAACAUGAUAACAAGGCUGAGAGUGAAGGUGAAGCUGAAGGAAUGGUUGAUGCCCUUGAUGUUGAAGGAGAUGGAACAUCAUUGCCAUUUUCUGAACGCUUUCUACUAACUGUAAAGCCUUUGGCAAAGCAUGUUCCCCCGCUGUUACAUGAGAAAGAAAGGAAUUCUCGAGUUUUUUAUGGAAAUGACUCCUUUUACGUGCUGCUUAGACUUCAUCAGACAUUGUAUGAGAGGAUACAAUCAGCAAAGUUUAACUCAUCAUCUGCUGAAAGGAAAUGGAGGGCUUCAAGUGAUACAAGUUCUACUGAUCAAUACGACAGGUUCAUGAAUGCCCUUUACAAUUUACUGGACGGUUCUUCUGAUAAUACAAAAUUUGAGGAUGAUUGUCGAGCUAUUAUUGGAACUCAAUCAUAUGUCUUAUUCACGUUGGACAAGUUGAUAUAUAAACUUGUUAAACAGCUUCAAGCUGUUGCCUCUGAUGAGAUGGAUAACAAGCUUCUCCAACUAUAUGCAUAUGAGAAAUCAAGAAAACCUGGAAGAUUUAUGGAUAUAGUUUAUCAUGAAAAUGCCCGUGUUCUUCUUCAUGAUGAGAACAUAUAUCGUAUUGAAUAUUCACCUGGACAAAUGAAUCUGACUAUUCAACUGAUGGACUGUGGACAUGAUAAGCCUGAAGUGACUGCUGUGUCGGUGGACCCUAAUUUCUCAGCCUAUUUGCACAAUGACUUCCUCUCUAUUGUGCCUGACAAUAAGGAGAAGUCUGGAAUUUUCUUGAAGAGGAAUAAACGUAGAUAUGUCUGUGGAGAUGAAUUUUCUAGCAAGACUAUUGAAGGACUACAAGUUAUUAAUGGCCUGGAGUGUAAGAUAGCUUGCUGUUCAUCUAAGGUAUCAUAUGUUUUAGAUACGGAAGACUUCUUGUUUCGGAUGAGAAGGAAAAGAAGAGCCUUGUAUCCACAGAAUUCAUGCCAUGAACAGGCAAAGUCUUCAGACAUUUUUUCUGGCAGAGUAAAUCGGUUCCGCAAAUUGUUUUCCAUUACAUGAUGGUGUCCAUUUUGAGCUGGUAGUUUUUUUUCAAGCUCCUUCAUUGGCGGAGGCGCAGGAUAAAAACGACAUCCUAUCAAGAAGUUGAUUAAAUUAAAGGACGUUUUUCCGAAAUUAUUUUUCCGCACUUUCUAUGAGCAACCUAAUAAAGCGUACAGAGGUUGAGGCGCGGCGUGGAAGGGAGAUUGUUGUAUAUUGUAAUUUUAUGGCUGAUGAUGUAACAAAAUAAUGUAAAUAGAGGUAAUUUGCGAUGUAACUAGGGACUUUUCUCAUUCCAUUCAUCCAUAUUUUUGUUAUUUAGCCCCCCCCCCCCCCCCCCCCCCAAUUGAUUAUGGAACAUUCCGUGGCUGCAAUUGGCCUUCAGUUUCAAAUACGAAGCGCAUAUUGAGAAUCUCCCGUUCCCCUUUGGUUGUUUUUUUUUCUUUAUGGGUUGAAUUUAACAUGGAAUGCUGUGCGCUAUGAUGCACAUUGGACUCACAAUCUAAAACGAGAAGAUUAAAAAGGUUGAGAAGCCAACAACCACUAAUCAGA
This is a messenger RNA of Gastrolobium bilobum, 5035 nucleotides long. Its product is annotated as paired amphipathic helix protein Sin3-like 4. Gene Ontology annotation, cellular component: chromatin; histone deacetylase complex. The record is from RefSeq and is a predicted model, not a curated record. The transcript has 24 exons. Lineage: Eukaryota; Viridiplantae; Streptophyta; Magnoliopsida; Fabales; Fabaceae. Gene Ontology annotation, molecular function: transcription corepressor activity. The coding region runs from base 212 to 4504 and encodes 1430 amino acids. Gene Ontology annotation, biological process: negative regulation of transcription by RNA polymerase II.